AAAAAAAAUCAAAACAAAUAUUAAAGAUAAAAAAUCUCUUGAUUAAAAAAAUCCAUAAGUUUUUGUUUUUGACAAAUAAAAGCCAAAAGACAAAGAAUAAAUAAUUUUGCUAUUUAAUUUUUAUUUAUUCAGCCACUAAAGUUAGAAAAGUAAAUAGAAUAUUUAUUAAAUAGUUUAUUCUAAUAUAUCACAACAGUUAAUUAAUCUAUCCUAGAAAAUAUUUUCCCUUUUUGUAAAAGUAGCGUUGAUGCUAAGAAAGAAUUUUGUCCAAUAAAAAUAUUAACAUUAUAAACAUAAAAAAUAACUUUAUAUAAUCUGUGAUUUAUGAAUUAAGUUAAGAUAUAAUCAAAUUGAUGAUAAUAUAAAUAAAUCAACUCAAUUUAUUAAUAAAUAAAUCAAUAACUCAAUUUGAUUUAAAAAAUUAUUAGAUUACACAGUAAGGAUUAGCAUAAAAUAAAAUUUUGAAUAUUUGAAAAAUAAAUGAACGAAUAAAUAAAAAAAUAAACAAUAACAAAAAUUCUAACUAAAUUUUACCUAUUUUUUAAAAUUAGGUACAUGAGUUGUUUACUAAAGGCUGAAUAUAACUAAUAAAUAGGUACAUCAUCAUUUUGUUAAGCUAAUGUUGGAGAAUAGAUAAAUUAAACUUUUUAACAGCAAAGAAAAUGUUCAUUCAAAAGAAAAAGUACUUCGGAUAAUCGUAAGGUGAAAGAAUAUUUGCUUCCUCUGGUGUCUAAUUUUUUGCUUUACUUAAUAUUGAUUUUAUCAUAAAUUUAAAAUGUGAGUGCUAACCCAUAUUCUUAGUUAAAUAAUUUCAUUAAUUUUACUAUGAAUGGGAAUCUAUAAAUUAGUUAGGACGCCAACAUUAUAAUGGAAUUUAAUUAAUAAGCUUAUUAUAAGCUGUCAAAUUAUUUUAUAAACUUAGAAAUUAAUAAUUAAAAUUCACCAGUUUUUUUGUGCCUCUGCGUAGCUAAAAACUGCUAGGUCGAAAGCCUUAAAUGGACAUUCGAUGCUCUAGUCUUCUAUAGCAAAUAAAAUAAAGGCUAAAGCCUCCAAAACUAAUUAAAAAGUAAUCCUAUUAUUUGUAACAUAGAAAACUAUUACCACUCAUCAACAGAAAGAGAGCUGUAUAUUAAUAUAAAUUCUUAAAUUUAAGAGAUAUACCAAUAAAAUUAGCAUUUGGGAAUUAUUAUCAGAUCAUAAACUAAUUUAAAUACUUCAUACACUCUCAGCUUAUAAUAAAAGAGAAAUUUUUGCAGGAAAUGCCUUAAUAUAGUUUAAUGCGAUAGUUCAAGCUGCAUAUGUGAAUGCUAAGCAGGAUUUUUCGGUUAAUACUGCAGUGAAAAUGCAGUUGUUUUCAAACUUGGAUUAGGAGCUGAUGAUAUGACUUAAAGUGCUUAUUAGCUGAAAUAAAAAGUCUUUGCUGCUACUCUUUAGCUCUCUAAUCUAGAAUCUAAUACAAAUCUCAGAUCUCUCUAAUAAAAUCAUUCUUCUCCAUUCUUUCAUAAUAGUAAUAAUGAAUAAAGUUAUAAAACUAGUAACAGUUCUUCUCCAUUAAUAUAAACAAGUAAAUCAACUUAAUACAUUAAAUUAGAAGUUCAACCUUUUUUAGACAUGACCCCUAACAUUACUUAUACAAACUUUUACAUCAGUCUUUCUAAAAAUUCUAAUGAUUAAUUUAAACUUUUUGUUGCUGAUUAAUAUUAAAUUAACUCUAGUUACAUAUCCCAAAAUGACUUUGUUUAAGAAAUCGACUUUAAUGCUGGCGAAACUGAUAUUUAUAUCGAAAUUUAUGCUUACAACAGAGAAUAUCCUAAAUAAAAAGUUCUUGAAAAAAUUACUUAAGAUCCUAUUGGAAAAAGCGCAGUUAUCAAAUAAAUGAAGACUUACAGAAUUAUGCUUUAGUUUGACCCUUAAUAAGCUUAAAAUUAUUAACUUUUACUUGUAAAUUAAUGUGAAAAAAAUAAUGCUUCCUGUUUAAACUAAGUCUAAAUUAAUUACUCUCUUUCUGAUUUCCUUUUUUCGCCGAUAACAUAAGUUAAAUCUAAUUUAACUUAUAUGAUAGUGUUUUUAUCUAUCACAUUUGCUGGCAUGGCUUGCUUUUGCUGUUAUUCAAUAUACAAAAAUUAUUAAAAAAAGAGAAUUCAAAGAGAACAAGAAAAAAUAAAGAAAAGCAGCAAUACUAAUAAUAAUGAGUCAUAGUUUAAGUAAAUUCGUUAAAAAGUUGAAGCUUAGGCUAUAUAAGAUGAAGAAAUGCACAAAAUGAGAGAUUAAACUGUUGUAAUUGAAGUCGAAGCUAAAUCUAUAUCUAAUUUACAACUAAACAAUCCUAUAUCACAUACUACUAGUACUAACAAAAUUCUUGAUGUAAAAAAUUAAUACAGCGUCAAUAAAUUUAACAUCGUUCAAGCAUCAAGAGUUUUCUAAUCUAACUUAAUUAAGCUUUAAAAAUAAGAAUCAGAUGGAAAAAGUAACACUGAAAUAGCUGCAAGAAGCUAAAGUAGAUUUAACUCUUAGUAAGAAAAUAAAGUUAAAAUGAAAUAACUCUAUAACACUAACAGUGAAUUAUGUGAAUAGGAUAAAAGAAUUGAGAGAAUAAACUAAAUUCUAGAAUAGAAUAAUUAAUUACAAAUUUGUACAAUAUAAAAUCAAAAUUUAAACAUUUAGACUAAUUAGUAACCAAACAGUCCUAACAAAAUAAAGAAAGAAUUAAAACUUGAAUAAGCUACCACAUAAAAUACAUACAACAACUUAGGAUGUCACAAUAUUUCAAAUAACUUUAAUGAAAUAAGUAGUAACAAUACAACUGUAAAAUAAAACUCAAACAAAGAGAGCUUGAAUAAUACAGUAUAUUUAAAAAAAUAAACUGAUCAUUAAGAUGGAGAAUACGAUAGCACUUGUCUUAAUUAAUAAAGAGCAUCCAAAGCAAGUAUUCCUAGCGAAGAUUCUCAUGCUCUACCUCAAAUUAAUAACAACCACGCUAGGCCAGUUUAUCAUUAUGAAAUUUAGCAAAUAGAAUAAAAAAAAGAGUAACUCAAGGCUUAGUAAAAACCAUAAGAAAAUUGUUUGGGCUACCAAACCUUGAAUUACAUUACAACAAACUCGUCUAACACUAUAAAUUAAAUUUUUUCUAAUUUGGACUUUGAAAAUUAAUCUCCGAUCGACAAUUUAAUGUAAGGAUAAAGAGUUCCAUUAAUAACCAGACCAGAAUUAACUAAAUAUCUAUCAAAUCAAAAUAACUAAAAUUUAAACUCAGCUGUUUUUUUAGUAAACAAUCCUUCUAAAACCAAUCAAUCUUCUCACGCAUAAUUAAAUAUUAAUGAAUCCUCUUCAGAGGAAGAAGAAUCCUCAUAACUCAAAAAUGAUAAAAAAAUGUUGCCAAAUAUUAAAGAAGAAAAUUAUAAUAUAACCUAAGAAAAAGAAGAACAAUAAGAAGCUGAUUACAAAAAACUAAACUCAUAAUAGUAAUAAUACGACCUAUCUUAAAAUAUUGAAAAUAUUUGCGAAGGUUAUCCAGCCGAAUUAAAGGCAAUAGAUGGAAGUAAGAUACAGAGCCAUAGGAGAAAGAUACUAAGUAUGGGAGUGAAAAAAGAAAUUAAUAAUUAAGAUACAGAAAAAGCAGAUGCUAAAGAAAACGAAUUGUUGCUUAUUUGCUAAUAAGAAAUCUCAAACAUCAUGCUUAAAAAGAAAAAUGAAAUGGACUCAAUAAAUAACUCCGUAAAUAAUGGAGCAGAGGAUCUAGAAAAAGGAGUCAGAUUAGAUUAACUUAUCUACGAAGAAAAGGAUGAUAAUUAAAGCAUCUCGAAUGACGGAAUAUAAAAGCUAGAUUUUUUCAAAAUAGAAACACCUGAAAUAUUUUUCUAGAACUGUCCUAAAUGUUAAAGUAAAUAACAUGAAUUCUAAUUAAAACUAAGCAAUUUUGGAGAAUAGGGAGUCAAACCUAAAGAUAAAUAUUGCUCAUUGUGCCUAAUGAAAGCAGAGAUGAGUGAAGUUAAAAUGGCAGAUUCAUUUUGAAAUCUUAAAACUCUCAAAUUAUGAAAACAAACAAAAGUUUUACUAACAAAAUGUUUAUAAUUAAUAAUCAUCAAGACUCAAAUAUUAACCAAAUUAAUUUAAUUUUAUAUUACAUUAUUAGUUAGAUUAUUUAAUAAUCACCUUCUACCUUAAAAAAAUAAUGCAAACAGUUAAAAUAUUAUUAUUACUAUAUCAAAAUAAUAUAAGUUUAACCAAUUAAAAUAUCAAACAAAUAUUUUAUCAAUUUUACUAAAUUAAUUUAAUUCUAUUAAAUAUUAACUAAGAUAAGAAUAAAUAAAUAUUUCAACUAAAAAAAUUGUUUUUAUUCAAAUUAAUAUAUUUAUCUAAUAUAUAAAUAACUAUAUAAAAUUAAUGCAACCUUCAUACACUUAUUUACUUUUCAAGUCUGUUUUUAAAAUUUCAUUUUUAUUAAUUUUUUUAAUUUAUUAAAUAAAACAAUUAAGCAAAAGAUAAAUAUUUUACUCAUCAAACAAAAUAUUUUAAAUAUCAACAUGUUAAACAAUUAAGUAUUGAU
Molecule: messenger RNA, 4546 nt
Organism: Tetrahymena thermophila SB210
Lineage: Eukaryota; Ciliophora; Oligohymenophorea; Hymenostomatida; Tetrahymenidae
Product: transmembrane protein, putative
Exons: 1
Source: RefSeq, a predicted model, not a curated record